UUUAUCUACUUGAUCUCUCUGCAUUUAUCUCCCCUUUCUCGUUCGGAUCGGCUACAUUGCUUCGGAGUUAUAUUGUUGAUUCGCUCGCUCGCACCAUGGUGGCUUUGAUGGCUUUGUGCACGACGCUUGAUCGCGCACUCACCAGUAUAGAUUCCAUGACGAUCCGUGAUUAUAGAGGUUAGAAUGGGCCGGCCAGGCAGGACCGGGGCCGAUGGAUGAGAAAAGUUCUUGAGGUCUCUGGUCUUAUCUUAUCUAUCGGAGAGGGUGUUUGGCUUUGGGAUACCAAUUCUGGUUCAUCCAUUUUUUUACCCUUUUUUUUCCUUUUCUCCCAUCCCAUUUUCCUUUGGCUUCCUUUCAUAUCUCCCACCCUCUCGCGACUUGAAGGACACAUAAGUCUUGCUCAACGGAGGUUCAGCUUGAUCUCUUUGUGCGACAGUCCGUCCGUAUUGAUGCACGUCGUCAUUUCCUGGACCUUGGCCCAAGACUGCUUUGCUUAACCUGCGUGGCGGGCCCUUUACUCAUCCGCCAUUUGCCUAGGAGGUUGAAUCUGCCUGAA
This is a messenger RNA of Aspergillus candidus, 556 nucleotides long. RefSeq lists its product as uncharacterized. The record is from RefSeq and is a predicted model, not a curated record. Bases 216 to 497 code for a protein of 93 amino acids. Lineage: Eukaryota; Fungi; Ascomycota; Eurotiomycetes; Eurotiales; Aspergillaceae. The transcript has a single exon.